AUGGCGGGCGGCUUCAUAGCGAAAAAGAGGUCAAGAGACGAAGCAAACAGGCAAUUCAAGGGCAGGCCGCGCAAGAAGCCCAGAAAGGGCCGCGAGUAUCACAGCAGCGACUCGGAGGAUGGAGACGAUGGCGGCGCCGACGGUCAAUCUUUUGCGCCUGUGAACUUGCUCGACUCGGACGAGGAGGACAUACACAACCUUGCAGCGGACGAUGGACAGUCCUCGGGGACGGACGAUUCUUCAGACGACGAGGCGUCGACUUCAAGGCAAACAAAGAAGAAACCAACUGCGAAAACAGCAAAACCAACAAAGACAAAGCAAAAGAGCCGGCAAUCAACAAAAGAUAGUUCUGAAGAUGAUGACGAAGAAGAAGAAGACGACGAUGAAGAUGAUGACAGCUCGGACGACGACGCAAUCGACGGCCAACCCCAGAGGAAGCAAUCAAAGCGCAACGACCCGACGGCCUUCGCGACCUCCAUGUCCAAGAUCCUGUCCACCAAGCUGAGCACAUCACGCCGCGCCGACCCGGUCCUGUCCCGCAGCGCCGCGGCUCACGAGGCGGCGCGACUGGCGGUCGACUCGGCGCUCGAGGCCAAGGCGCAUCGCAAGAUGGCAGAGCAGAGGCGCGCAGCGCUGGAGAAGGGCCGCGUCAAGGACGUCCUGAUAUCCCAGGAAGGGCAGACGGCCGAGAUGCAGGCGGCCGAGAAGAGGCUGCGCAAGACGGCGCAGAGGGGUGUCAUCAAGCUGUUCAACGCCAUCAGGGCCGCGCAGGUCAAGGCCGCCGACGCGGAGCGGGCCGUCAGGAGCGAGGGCGUCAUUGGUAUGGGUAAGAGGGAGCAAAAGGUUGCCGAGAUGAGCAAAAAGGGUUUUUUGGACUUGAUUGCUGGUGGCGGUGGAGGAUUGAACAAGGCUCCGCUCGAGGAGGCCUGA
This is a messenger RNA of Pyricularia grisea, 930 nucleotides long. RefSeq lists its product as uncharacterized. The transcript has a single exon. Lineage: Eukaryota; Fungi; Ascomycota; Sordariomycetes; Magnaporthales; Pyriculariaceae. Bases 1 to 930 code for a protein of 309 amino acids. Gene Ontology annotation, biological process: maturation of 5.8S rRNA; maturation of LSU-rRNA. Gene Ontology annotation, cellular component: preribosome, large subunit precursor. The record is from RefSeq and is a predicted model, not a curated record.